ACUGAUGAAACACGCAUGAGAAUCGCAGACGAUUAUUUUGCACAGCCCUACUCUCCUACGCACUCACACACACACUCACUCACUCUCCCCCUCUCUCUGUUUGUCCCUCUUUCAAUUUGCUUUGCCUAUUUCUCUUUGCAUUCUUUCUUUUCUUUAAUAUGGCAUCUUCAGGUUUUGACCAGUUAUGCCAGGAAGCUGCAACUAUUUCAAAGCAUCUUGACAUGAAAGCUGACAAUGCUGAACUUGAAGCAGCUACCAGGGAGGCUAAAGAAAUUCUACAAAUGUUCAAUCCUCCACCGCGGAAAAAGAAUACCAAACGAGCGAUUUCCUGGACUCAAAAGACACAGUGAACUUUGCACUGCAUUUCAAAGCCAGCUUCUCAGCCGCAACACCGAGAACCAGAGUUGAGGUCAAUGUACUGCUGAGAAACGUGCAAGAUCUGUUUAACCAAAAAUAUAAGGAUGCCGGAGGUACUGGAAGGCUCCCCUACCAGUCCCUGGUAAAUCAAGGCAGUUAAAGUUGCAGGACAGCCUCAAAAAGCCAUCCUAUUAUGGAAGGAAGCAGUUGGAGGGGAUUUUGCAAGCUGCUGAGGAGAUUUCAUUUGAAAUCAAUGCAGCACAAUGCAACUCCACUGACAAAGCAGAAGGAAUGUCAGAGGCGAUGGACGCAGAAGAGCUGGAAGAACAGUCCUCAGAAACAGCCACUACUGUAGCUAUCGUGAUGACUGCAGAUUAAGAUGGAGGCCAUUUGUGCUGUGUCUGCCGCGUCCUUUUCGAUGACAGGAAGAAAAUUCUUCAAAGAAGUGGCGUUCAUGGUCACAGUGCACAGUCAGUGUGCCAAUCAUGGUCACACACUGCAUGUGGUUUAAAAAAAACAUGUGCCUUAAAUGCCAGUGUAAAGACACCAUGCAAACAGCCUGUAGCGCUGCAUCAGUGAUAGGAAACAUGCUAGUUACACAAGAUGUUUUAUGUUUUAACUUUGAGUUGUUUUUACUUUGUUCAUGACCCCAUCCCUACAAACACACACACACACACACACAUUUUUUUUAUUUUUAUGUAUUAGGUGCCAUUUAAUGUUUUUCAUGCAAAUGUAUUGUAAUGAUUACACUUAUAAUAAAACAUAUUUUUCAUUCAAUCUUUAUUGUUGUCAUUUGUUGGCACCAUAAGUGUGGUCCCUUUACCUGGGACAUGUGGGGACCAAUUAAUAUCUAUUGUACUGAAUUUAGUCCACAGGUUGUAAAUGAUAAGUAGCCUAUUGUUUCAUAUUUUAUCAAUGGUUCGGUAGGUUGGGUGUUGGCAAGGACCUCGCCAUACUUUUCAAUACAGUGAGUCAAAGUUCGAUUUCAUGUUAUGAUUAAAUAGUUUACAUAACUUUCACUUCUUUUUGCAGUCUUGCUGUCACUGAGAGGUAUUUGGCAAAUUGGAUAUUGAAAAGUUGGUUUAUGUCAGAGCAGUAGUGAUACUUGUGGAUACUUUGAUAUACAACUGAACAGUACAAUUUAAAUAUAAUGGUUGCUAUGAACGAUGAUGAGGAUGAUGAUGUUAUGUGUAUCUGCUUUAUCAAAGUGAUUUUCCUCCAUCAUACAGAUGAAGUUGAAGCAAAUCUCUAUUACCACAUUUAAUGUUAUGAAAAGAACCAUCAUGACAGAAAUAUAUAUUUAUAUAUGAAUUGAAAGUAAUACAAAAAAAUUGAGACCAGAAACCCAUCAUGAGUUAAAAAACUGGCUAUGCUCAGUUGUAAGGAAUUUUUUGGAAUGAUUAAGUAAUUUCACAUUUUGUGUUAAAAUUAAAGUGACAACACAAGUAACAAAAUUUGGUGUUCCAAUAAUAAAACUGAUUGUGUUGUUUUAACACAUCUGUUUUUAAAGUGUAUUUAUUACUCUACAGUAUGCUGUAACAUUCAUUAACAAAGUUUUAAAUAAUAUAUACUGUAUACUACACUUUACUAUAGUAUGGGUAUUUACUAUAAAUUACUUUAGUACUUUUUAUGUGUGCAGAAUUUUUAUAACUGGACCAACCUGAUCUCACAGAAUUCCGUGUAAUGUGCACGGACCCUUAACUCAGAAUCUGUGGUGGCAUCACGGAAUCGACGAAAAUUCCGUGAUGGGUUCACGGAAGUGAUACCAAUGUAAGUAAAUGACAGGCAUCACCCGUGAUCCACCCACGGAUAACCGGAUUCAAUUAUAACUGCACCGCAGUCGCUCUUUUUACGUGAUCCCCACACGGAUCGACUGAUUCACCCGCUGCCUCACGUCGGUUUCUGAUUUGGAAACGUAAGCCUAUCACUUUAAAUAUUCUUAGACCUACUUAAAAAUACUUCAGGUGAAAUACUUUUUCACCAUGCCUGAAGCAUUUUUCUGUGGUCGUUUGAGCGCUGAUCCGUGAUGGUGUCACGAAAUCUCCCGUGAUGGUGUCACGUAUGUAUCUUUCAUGAUCACCACAGCACAGUUUCACCCGUUAGGCUAUAUUGGCUACAGUAGUUUGUUCGUGUUGACACUAGACGUCUUCACGACUGUGUAUACAACCUGUCAACCUCUCAUUUACCAAUGCUUUCAUAUAAUUAAAUUAGUUGCUUUUUGCUUAUUGUGAAUUUCUGUGGUGGCACCACGGAUUAUUCCGUGGAGGACACACGGAUAAACUCGAGUCUCACGCAAUGGCUUGUAUACUGUUUCAUUUAAAAUAAUUUGGUUGAGUCAAUACACACAGAUUGACUCUAAAAUGUAUCAGAGUAGAAAGUCUAUAGUAACUUGACUAAUUAAAAGUUAUUAUUAUUGUUUAUUGGAAAUCGAGAUAUAUAAACAAAAAAACGUUUUUUGUAACAUUAUAAAUUAACUUAAAUUAAUUAAAAAUAUAUUUAUAAUAUAAAUAUAAAUUAAUAUGCAUUUAAUAUAAAUUAAUUAAAUAAAUAUUUAAUCAGACGAGUAUGUUGCCAUGACGGCGACACGUCACACGUUCAGGCGCGCGUACCAGAACUUCGCGGUUUUUCCAGUCAGUGCGAGGAGGAUCACCAUCCACAGAUCGAAACUGUAGGUAUCUCAAGCCUCUGUUAUUGAUUUAUUUACAACACGUUGUUUUUUCCACGGAUAACAGCACUAAACGACGUUGCGUCACAAUAUUUCAACCUGGGGAUUAAAGUUACUUUGAGUCUGUAGCAAUAAUGCAAACUUUGUCUCCGAAAUUCAUGUAAGGUUAUGUUUGGGUUAUCAAAACAGCAGCCUACUUUUGGACAGUUAGGAUUAAUUUUGAAAUGUCUGUAGGUAUCGAGACGCAUGCUCUGUGUUUGUUCAAUCUGUGUAAUGUUAGGCUAAAUAUAUGUACAUAAUUGUUAAUGAGCGCAUUGAAUUGUCAAUAAUUCAUUAAAGAACGUGCAAAGAAUAGCUUUUGUUGUACCUGAACUAUAAUAAAUUAAUGUUUUUGAAACUGGGGUACCAGAGAAUGUGGUAAAUAAAAGUACAAAACUUAAAAACAGGUUAAACCAAAGCAAAAUAAAGAGCAAUCCAGAAGCAUAUUGAAGUUGCCCUAACACUAAAGAACUGGCUUGUUGGUUUGGCAACGCAAGCUCAUGCGAUUUUGGCUCAGCUGUAAUUGUUGUUUCACCAUCAUAAUUUAGUGAACUAAUUUUAAUGAACUAAUGUUUUGUAUCAUAUGUAAUUCUAUUUAUGUACAUUUUUGUCUGCCCUGCAGAUUAAUUGUGAAUUACCCAACAUUUUCUUUAUCCCAACAUUUCAGUAAGUAUCCAAGGAUAAAUGUUAUUAUUUUUCACUGUACAAACCGAAUCCCAAUCUUCAAAAGGUUCUUUAAAGGCACCAUAGUGUUAUAUGCUGUGCCAGCACAUUUCUGCACAUAUCUGUUGCUAAACUCAUGUAGAUGUACAAUUAGCAUUAGGGGAGUAACUACUAACCAAUUCAAGCUUGAUGUAGGCACAGCGAGUCACAAAACAAUUAUGCCAGAUUCUGGGGAUAGUCACAUAUGUGCAGUUAUCGUAUUACUGUAUAUUACAACACAAUUAAAAGAUUGCCACCAUUGUUAUGUAGGUGAUAUGUCUUAGCAAUUAAUUAAAAAAUGACAAUAUUAACAGAAUACCUUCUUUCUGGUUUACAGUUUCACCAUACCAUGUCGAAGAGGGGAGGAGGACUGAAGAAAACUUGCCCUGCUUGUCAGGAAAAGAUUUUUAAUGGUUUUAAAAUGUGCCCCAACUGCAAGGCCCCACAGCCUAAGAAUCUUCGAUUAAAAAAAAAAAUAGAAAAUUUUGAACAAAACAAGAACUCAUGGCUAGAGAAGAGCAAAAGAAACCAGGUGAUCUCUCACUUACUGGAUGAUGCCGUCAUUCUGAUAGAGAAGCUACACGCAGUUGGCUGGAGGCCUUUGCUUCUUCUUGAAUACCCCCACAAGAAGCCAAGACUGAUUUUGCCUAAAGAUCUGGCGUUGGGCACAAAUGCACAAACGUGCGUUAAAAACAUCUACGAAAUUUUUAAAAUUAUGGUUGAAGGAAAUACAAACCAAGCAACAGAAAGUAGCCAGGAACCAGAGGAAGCUACUUUAAUUUUACAUUUAGAGACUUUGGUCAACCCUUCAGCAGAACAAGAUUUCACUGCCGCAGUGUCUCUGGACCAGGGGGCUGAAACUAUUGACAAUACAGAAUCUGAUCUCAGCCAUCCUACAGGACAAGAUUUCACAGCCGCAGCGUCUCUGGACCAGGGGGCUGGAACUAUGAACGGUACAGAAUCUGAUCUCAGCUCUCCUACAGGACAAGAUUUCACAGCCGUGACAUCUCUGGAACAGGAGACUGGGACUAUUAUAGACCGUACAGCAUGUGAUCUAAGCCUUCUUCCUACAGGACAAGAUUUGAACGCCAUGAUGUGUCUGGACCAGGAGGCUGGGACUACAGAUGAUCCAGAAUCAAGUCUUAACCCUCUUCCUACAGGACAAGAUUUCACAACAGUUAUGGACCAGGAGCCUGGAACUAUGGUCGAUCCAGAACCAUAUUUAAACCUUCCUCCUACAGGACGAAGGACAAGACAAAUUCGGAGAAAGAAAGUUGGAACAAAACAGAAAGAAUGCCCCCACAACAAUUGGGAGGUGCACCCAUACAAGGACAUAAUCCAGACAAGGCAGAGAAAGGGAAAGACAGAACACCUUUAUGAUUGGAUGCCCUGCAAACUAUGUGGAAAAACGUGGCCUCCAACCUGGGAGGCUGCUUGAGACUUUCACACACACAUUUUCUCACUCAAGCUCAAUCAAAUUCUAACAUGAUCCUCAUGUUCAAAGAGGGCCUUGUCUCUAUCCCACCUGUUCACUCUUGCUCUCAGAAAGCUUUCAGACACACACACACUUACACUUACACUUACACUGACACAAAUACAAUAUUGAAUUUUAAUGUUUAUUUUAAUUUGUUGAAUAUGUCUUAUUUUAAUAAAGAUUUAUGAAGCUUU
This is a messenger RNA of Paramisgurnus dabryanus, 5431 nucleotides long. The record is from RefSeq and is a predicted model, not a curated record. NCBI's taxonomy places the organism in Eukaryota, Metazoa, Chordata, Actinopteri, Cypriniformes, Cobitidae.